This is a messenger RNA of Colletotrichum spaethianum, 1935 nucleotides long. RefSeq names its product DNA repair protein rhp7. The transcript has 3 exons. The record is from RefSeq and is a predicted model, not a curated record. Gene Ontology annotation, biological process: SCF-dependent proteasomal ubiquitin-dependent protein catabolic process. Lineage: Eukaryota; Fungi; Ascomycota; Sordariomycetes; Glomerellales; Glomerellaceae. Bases 1 to 1935 code for a protein of 644 amino acids. Gene Ontology annotation, cellular component: SCF ubiquitin ligase complex.
AUGGCACGUCCGACUCGCCAGCGAGCUCAGGCUCAGGCACAAGGCCAAAACCAGGACCAGGCACAGCCUACCCAGCAAAACCAAGACUCCCAGCAAGAUCAAGCUACUCCGCAGAACCAGGCGCAAGGCACUAACCGUCCUGCCCGACACAUCUCGGGACCACAAUCGGCUUUGACCGACUACCUUGCCUCCCACAACAUCUCUGCGAAUCAGAUCCGUCGCGACGCUGACCAGCGCCGUGCCGCUGCCGCCAGGAGCCGUGAGGCCCAGGGGGGUAAUGACGAUGAGGAAGAGGAAGCCGGUCCCUCGAUUGAGCCCACCGAGGUCACUGAGAGCGCCCGCAACGAAACUAAAGCUGAGAGAGAGAAACGCAAGAAAAAGGAGCAGCAGGCGCUUGCCAAGAUCAAGGCUUCCAAGGCCUUCAAGAAGCGGAAGCGCCUUGCCGACGAUUCCGAGGACGAAGACGACAUUGCCCGCGCCAUCUUUGACCAGAGAGCGAAGCCUAUGCCAGGUCAGAUGGACAACUGCGCUAUCUGCAAGAAACGUUUCACCGUUACGGCCUAUUCUCUCAGUGGACCCGAAGGCGGUCUUCUUUGCGCCCAGUGCAGCAAGGACCAUGCUGCAAAGAAGGGAAAGGACGCGAAGAAGCCUCGCAAGUCAGUCGGCGGCCAGGGCAGCCGCCGCAAGGUUCAAAGUAACAUCCUCGACGGCACAUACCAGACCGGUGCUAAGAAUUUGACGACCCUUUGCAUCGAGACGUUGGCCAAAAACGUUGACCUUGCCGAUAGCUUGGGUGAUCUGCCGGACAAGGUUGUCGAUAAGAUUGCUCGGCUCUUUUCUAAGCGUCGACUGCUCACUCCGGAGACGCUUCCACUAUUCGUGCAACCAUCGACUACAACUGUCAAGAUCUAUGACGGCGCCAGGUUGGGCUCCAGCGACUUUGAGGGCAUCUUCCAAACCUCAAGCAACCUCCAGCAUUUCAAGGCGCGCAAUGCCAUCCAGUUCAAGGACGAGGUCAUGGACUACCUCUUGAGUCGCGACACCAAGCUCCUGUCCUUCAACAUCCACGGCGCCAACUUGCUUAGCGAUAAGAGCUGGUCCAUGUUUGUCUCGAACAAAGGUGCUGACCUGGAAGGCAUCCAGGUCUAUUACACGGACAAACACUUUGGGGACGAGAUGCUCGCCCAGCUCCCGGCUAACUGCCCCAAGCUGAAUCGUCUCAAAGUCUACCACAACCAGAAGGUCACGAACGUCGGCGUCAAAGCAAUUGGCGACAUCAAGACUCUGAAACAUCUUGGUCUUCAUUUGCAGCACGAUAUCAGUCCCAAAAGCAUGUCUCACAUGAUACAUGGUGCGGGACUGAAGCUCGAAACGCUGUCUUUGAGAAAGAUGCCCAAGGCCAACGAUGAGGUUUUGACUGCCAUCAAAAACACCUGUCGAUCCCUCAGAAAGCUCCGCAUCACCGACAGCGAGAACAUGACCGACGAAGGUUUUGUCGACUUGUUCACCGACUGGGAAAACCCUGCGAUCGAGAUCAUUGACUUCCAGAAGUGCCGCCAUCUUGAGUCCACCAACCCUCGGGACAACCCGGACGGGGUCGGUCUCUGCUCGGACGGUUUCCGUGCCCUUAUGAAGCACUCGGGUGGCAAACUCAAGAACCUGAAUAUCCACGCGUGUCGCCAUAUCAAGCGCGAGGCAUUCGAGGACGUCUUUGCCAAAGACAACCAGUAUCCUCAUCUCCUUAAGCUCGAGAUCAGUUUCAUUGAAGACGUCGACGACUUUGUCCUUGGUCGCAUUUUCCGGAGCUGUCCUAACAUUCGAGAGAUCAACGUCUUUGGUUGCAUGAAGGUCAAAGAUGUCAAGGUGCCGCGAGGCAAAGUCUUAGUCGGAGUACCCAACGCCAUCGGAAUGGUGAUCGAGGGCCGGGAGGAUUAA